Molecule: messenger RNA, 108 nt
Organism: Fusarium verticillioides 7600
Lineage: Eukaryota; Fungi; Ascomycota; Sordariomycetes; Hypocreales; Nectriaceae
Exons: 2
Coding region: 1-108 (35 amino acids)
Source: RefSeq, a predicted model, not a curated record
AUGAAGGAUGUUCAGGCUUGGAGAGAUAACCUGGUUAAGAAUGCGAACGGUGAGAGGGGUGAGAAGGAUGUGAAAACUAGCAGAAACAGUGGCUAUUACUCGGACUGA